GGAGACACAACCAAUAUAAACACACAGACAGGAGCUGGGGAACAGGUGGAAACACUCAGCAAUCAGGCAGGACACACCAGAGACACACGAGGGAAGGCCAAGUGUCCUGAAACGAGAGACGUAUAAAGAGACCAGAGUCUGUAGAAAUCCACCUGAGAAGACUGAGAAGCUGCCUGGUUCUCAUCUCCAGCCAUCAUGAAGCUUUACGGAGCUCUGAUCCUGAUGUGGAUGGUGUCCGCAGUGUGUGGAUUAGAAUGCUUCUCCUGUGUGAAAUCCCCCCCUGAAUCCUGCAACAAUACUAUGACUUGUGGUCGCAAGGCCGACUACCAGUGCUGGUCCAACAAAACAGACGGUCUCGUCAGUAAAGGCUGUACGAAGGGAUGUGAACCUCCUGUGGUUUGUUGUAACACGGACUUGUGCAACAGCGCAACACCAACUGGUUCCAGCGUCCUCUUCCUCCUGGUGUCCUCGUCCAUCAUCACAGUCUUCCUCUGAAGGACACGAAGAAGAUUUGAUCUUUUCUCGAUGAUUAAACCUGUAAAAUCUGUCAAAGAAAACAGAUCUUUCAAUAAAAGCAGGAUGAUCAAUCA
Molecule: messenger RNA, 590 nt
Organism: Mugil cephalus (flathead mullet)
Lineage: Eukaryota; Metazoa; Chordata; Actinopteri; Mugiliformes; Mugilidae
Product: lymphocyte antigen 6B-like
Exons: 4
Coding region: 196-495 (99 amino acids)
Source: RefSeq, a predicted model, not a curated record